CUGAGACUCACGGGGUUUCGCUGGCAGAGCGACGGGUGAACCCAGGGCCAUGGCGCUGCAGUGCUACAACACGGGCUGCGGGCAGCGGUUCGAUCCUGAGCACAACUCCCCGGAUUCCUGCGUGUAUCACCCAGGCGUCCCCAUCUUCCACGAUGCCCUGAAGGGCUGGUCUUGCUGCCGGAAACGCACGACGGACUUCUCCGAGUUCCUCGCGAUAAAGGGCUGCACAAAGGGGUAUCACAGCAAGGAGAAGCCCCCUGAGCCGUUCAGCCCAGAGGAGACCUCAGACAAGCCAAAGGCCAAGCCGGCGGUCGAGCUCAUCAUCCAAGGACCAGCAUCAGCUGAGAAGAUGCAGCGGGAAAGACCAACCUCUGACGAGCCAAGGCAACUCCUGCCAAUUAAAGUAUCCAGAUCUCUGGAGCAGGCGCUGGAGAAAUUGGACCUGCCUGCCAAGGAAAAGGCAUCCGAGGGCAACAGUGCAGGGGAGGCUGCUGCCCAGGUGAGAGCUGGCACCGCCUGCAAGAACACGGCCUGCAAGGCGAUCUACCAGGGGCCAGACAGCAAUGCAGAGACUUGCACUUUCCAUCCUGGGGUUCCUGUCUUCCACGAGGGGAUGAAGUACUGGAGCUGCUGCGCAGUCCGAACGACAGACUUUGGUGCCUUCCUGGAGCAGCCAGGCUGCAGCACUGGGCGGCACUGCUGGACAGAGAAGAGGGACAAGAAGGCGGUGUCCUGCCGGCAGGACUGGCACCAAACUAGCAGCCACGUGGUGGUGACUGUCUACGCUAAGAACCCGCUGCCAACCCUCAGCACCAUCAAAGCCAACCGCACUGUGCUUGAGAUUCACAUCGUCUUUGAGGGAAAUAAGAUUUUCGAGGCUGAAUUGGAUCUCUGGGGGGUGAUUGACAUAGAAAAGAGCUUUGUGAGCAUGGUCCCCACCAAGGUGGAGAUCACGCUCAGCAAAGCCAGCCCUGUCUCCUGGGGCAGGCUGGAGCUCCCCCAGAGCAGGUCGCAACCCUGCGGAGAGCAAGUGAAGAAGGACAUUGUUGACAUAGAUGAGCCUGUGGGAGCCCAGAGGGAUGACUCGGAUGAUAGCUUGAGCUGGUCAGAGGAGGAAGACGAGGAGAUGGAGAUGGGAACACCAAGCAAUUGAUGUUCGAGUGCUUCAGCAAAAGAGAAGUGUCAGCUUCCUCCAGCAUGUGUGUUUCUGAGGUGCCCAGGGGCUGCAGCACCACCUCCAGCAGAGCAGACCGAGCCUCCCAGACCAAGCCGAAUGCUGCGUGUGUGGCUGCAGCACACCCUGUCUCUGGUUGAAAGGGCAAGUGAAAAAAAACACAGACCAAAGGUUAUAGUCCGAUAUCCCUCAUAAGUGCUUAAGAAAUGAUAGGGGGACAAGAUCCCCAGUCUGUCUCUCCCUUCUCCUGCUGCUGACCAGGGCAGGACAACAGAAGAGCCUCACCCUCUGCAUAGGAGACAGUUCAUACCCAUGCUGGGUCUCCUCUGGACCUGUGCCAUCAGAGAAUCAGCUUUAACAUGGACCUCUCGUAUCGGCAUUCCCUGCUGCCAUCCCACAGCAGGGAGGGAAGCCAUGAGCCUGGAAGAUGUUUGGAUGGAGGUGGUGUCCAUGUGCAGGAGGGAAAGUUUGUUGAUGCUUGUGGCAUUCCCAGGGGUUUUUGACUAAGUGCUUCAUAAAGAAGUUUGUAGAAAUGAAGCUGCCACGGGGUAGGAGGUUAAUAACUGAUGAAAAGACAGGAAACAGAGGUCAACUGUUUUAACGGAGGGGGAGGAGACUGGCAGGGGGAAAUUCCCAGUGAUUUACGCUGUUUAACAUGUUCCAAAUAGCUGAGAGGGUGGAUGGAAAAUGACGUGUACCCUUUGAUGAUUGUACUAAAAAGUUCAGGUAUUACAAAGUUACCACUGAUGGCAAGAA
Molecule: messenger RNA, 1930 nt
Organism: Rhea pennata
Lineage: Eukaryota; Metazoa; Chordata; Aves; Rheiformes; Rheidae
Gene: ITGB1BP2
Product: integrin subunit beta 1 binding protein 2
Exons: 11
Coding region: 50-1153 (367 amino acids)
Source: RefSeq, a predicted model, not a curated record